CCAGGGAAAAUGAAUGUGUUUUUGCGGUCUUUUGGAUUUUAACUGUUUUUUUUUUUCAAGGUACAAAUUGGGAGACUCAUAUCUAAUCAUUGUUACUGAUAUGUGAUUGGCUGAUGGGAGAACUGCAUGAAUAAGCAGGUCACAGCGAGUCCAGUGCCAGCGAAACAGUAUGGGUCUGUUAUCUGACCCAAACCGAAGGAAGGCGUUGACGAGUCUCCUCACACGCCUCAACGCUCCUAUAUGUGUGGUGUGCUACAUGGCAGGCAUUGCCUGGUUCAUGGGCCUGGCGUUUGAGCCGUUUACUCUGCGGACGUACAUGUCGGAGAACGCAAUGGGUUCCACCAUGGUGGAGGAGCGGUUCCCUUCAGGAGAAAGGGCUUUGGCUAGCGCACAGGAGUUUGCAGCUCGGAAGAAAAAGGCUGGGGGCAUGCCGGUGGACUGGCUGGUGAAGACGAUGCAGGACAGAGGGCUGGAGGUUUUCACUCAGAGCUUCUCACGCACUCUGCCUUUCCCUGAUGAGAGCAAGGAGAGAUUUAUGGUUCGAGGCACUAAUGUGUAUGGGAUCUUGCGAGCACCUCGAGCUCCACGAACAGAAGCCCUGGUGUUCAGCGCCUCCUGCAGUCCCGACAACAGCAACAACCAAGCAGUCGGUCUUCUGCUGGCUCUCGCCCAGUAUUUCAGAAGUCAGAUUUACUGGGCUAAAGACAUCAUAUUCCUGGUGAACGAACACGAUCUUAUUGGCAUGCAGGCCUGGUUAGAGGGCUACCAUCACACCAACAUCACUGGGAUGAGCUUCACGCCGAUCCAGGGCCGAGCCGGCUCCAUCCAGGCUGCUGUCUCGCUGGAGCUCAACAGUGACGUGAUCACCAGUCUGGACCUGGUACUGGAGGGGCUAAACGGACAGCUCCCCAACCUGGACCUGGUCAACCUCUUCCACGCCUUCUGCCAGAAGCUCGGCAUCCUCUGCACCAUUCAGGGGAAGCUGCAGAGGAACGACUGGGACAGUACGGAGGGUUACACUCACGCCGCACAGACCAUGAUACUGAUGGUGCUGAAGCAGGCGAGCGGUCGGCCCUGGGGUGACCACGGCCUCUUCCUGCGCUACCACAUCGAGGCUGUGACCAUCCGCGGCAUCAACAGCUUCAGACACUACAAGACCGACGCCACCACUUUGGGCAGGCUGCUGGAGGGAAUGUUCAGGAAGUUGAAUAACCUCCUGGAGAGACUUCACCAGUCCUACUUCUUCUACCUGAUGCCUUCGCUGUCUCACUUCGUCUCUAUUGGAUACUACAUGCCUGCGUUUGGUCUGCUGGCUGCCAUCCUGCUGCUGCGAGCGAUGGAUCUGUGGGUCCAGAUCGGGAGUCCAGCUCCAGUAACGCAGGAUGGAGUCAGUGAAGUAGAACCGCCAUCUAGUCCAGGUGUCCUUUCUGUGCUGACUCCGAUAGUGAUCUGCCACCUGACUGGCGUGGCUCUGUACACACUCCCCAUCCUGUUGCAGGAAACCGCAGUAGAGCACUUCCCUGUGUCCGAGACCGAGGCAGUCGUGCUCACCGCCAUCGCCAUCUACACUGCGGGCCUGGCACUGCCCCAUAACACACACAAGUUGAUCUCGGGUGAGGGCACGGAGCAGGGUUGGCAGGUGCUGAAACUGGCGGCUCUACUCUAUCUCGCUGUGCUGCUCGGCUGCACGGCUCUCAUCAACUUCUCCCUGGGCUUCAUCCUGGCCAUCACGUUGGUGCCUGCUGCUGCCUGCGUCACGCCACACAUGCCCAAGUCUUUAGGUGCCUUGGCGAUGGUGCUGCUCAGUCCAGGCUGCACAAUCUUGUACUGCAUCUUCCUCUUCCAGGACCUCCAGGAAGCACCGGUCACGUUGUCCGAGUGCUGUGUGCUCUUCCUGUCCGUUAUCUCUCAGGGCAUCCUUGACCACACCCUCUACGGUUCACUGGUCUACCCGCUGUUGGCACUGUUUGUGUAUCCGUGCUGGCUGCUGCUCUGGAACGUCCUGUUCUGGAAAUAACAAAAUGAAAAUACUGAACCUGUCAGGGACACCGAUCAGAAGCACUCAGCCUGCCUUGGGGUACACCUGAGGGGCAGUUUGGGGGAAACGGGGCAGGGCUUAAUGAACAUCUAUGGUGGGAGUGGUCAAGAAUAUGGGAGGAGCUACUGAAACAUAAGACAUAGGAAAAUAUCAGGAAAAGAAAAUUGCAAAGGACAUUUUCUUCAAGUUAUUUCUUCUGUUGUUUGUUUUAGAAGAUUAAAUAGGAAAGUAUUUUGUUUAACACUGGAAGGAAACACAUGGGAAAUAUGGGUGGGUUUUGUUUUUCUUUAAAUAAAAGUACAUGUGAGUGUUUGUCUUGGUACUCGAUACUUCAAAACAGCUAGCAGGACUCAAUGAGUAUUCACACUAAUGGCACAUUACACUGUGUGAAAAUACAGCUAGAAAGAGAACAAGCUCACUUUUUAAGCCUUACUGGCAGCAGGAAGCUGAUAAACUGGGUACUUUUCUCUUAAUGUCACAAGGUGUUCUGAACAAAGUAAAUGAGGCACAACGUCAUGAAGGCAAGCAUAUGCCACACUAACACAACCUGUGAUGGUUUUAGUUUUCUUUAGUUUUCUUCUUUCUUGGGAAAUCUGUUCUCAGAGUUGAACAGUCUUUCUUUUUUCUAACAUGAUCUGAAAUGUACUUUUUUUUUUGUUAAUAAAAUGCCUAAAAACUGAAA
Messenger RNA from Neoarius graeffei (lesser salmon catfish), 2720 nucleotides. It is a transcript of the gene gpaa1, whose product is annotated as glycosylphosphatidylinositol anchor attachment 1. The transcript has 14 exons. Gene Ontology annotation, biological process: attachment of GPI anchor to protein. Bases 170 to 2017 code for a protein of 615 amino acids. Gene Ontology annotation, cellular component: membrane; GPI-anchor transamidase complex. The record is from RefSeq and is a predicted model, not a curated record. NCBI's taxonomy places the organism in Eukaryota, Metazoa, Chordata, Actinopteri, Siluriformes, Ariidae.